UCAGUGCUGAUGAAUAACAUCACAGUGAAUGAACAACUGAUCCAGAGUCUACGAGAACACUUGAAAGAGUUACAGACUGAAUAUGGAAAGCUACAGCUCGAUGUUUACUGGUUUCAGAAGAACCAGACUAACCUUCAGAGGAAGUUCUCAUAUGACCUGUCACAGUGCAUCAAUCAGAUGAAAGAAUUAGAAGAACAAUGUGAAGAAAGGAUAGAUGAGCUUACAAAGAAGGGUAGUGAUAUACCACAAAUCAAAGAAAAUAAAGGCUUCUUGGAAGAUUCAAAAAAAAAUAGCCAGGUCAGUCUUGAACUGCCAGCAUUGAAGCAACCAGAGUUCAAGCAGACUGACUUGGAACAGCAGAAACCCAAUGAAGAUGUGCCUGAAACAGCACCGAUAGUAAAAAAUAUAGACCUGCUGCAGGCUAAAGAAAGAAUCAAUGGCCUAGCUGACAUCGGGAAACAGGAGCCUAAGGCAGAAGAGAAGAUUUCUGGUCAGCUGAAAAGCCCACAGGAUUCACUCAAGGCUGCUGCAGGCCACAAGGAGGCACUGCCUGAGUCAGAGAAGGAGCUGAAGCCGUCUGAAGUUGAGAAACAGACAGCAGCAGAGCAGGCUGCCAGCCAGGAAAUCGAGAGGGAGCAACUCCUAAAUUAUGACACAAAGCAGGAUGACCUGCCCCCUGGACAGGCUGAGAAACAGGACCAUGAAACACUGAACCAGGACAAAGAUGUUGAUUACAAUUUAGAUGAGAAUGAAGCUGAAUCAGAAAGGAACAAGCAAGCAGCACUUGCAGAUACUAAAAAUGUUCAAAGCCCUGAAGAUAUGAAGAAACACUUACCUGAGCAAGGUGAAGAACGACAGAGGUUGUGA
This is a messenger RNA of Mesitornis unicolor (brown roatelo), 867 nucleotides long. Its product is annotated as Golgi membrane protein 1-like. The annotation marks the transcript as partial. Gene Ontology annotation, cellular component: Golgi apparatus. NCBI's taxonomy places the organism in Eukaryota, Metazoa, Chordata, Aves, Mesitornithiformes, Mesitornithidae. The record is from RefSeq and is a predicted model, not a curated record. The transcript has 7 exons.